CGCGGGGCGGAGCGGCAGGCGCUGGGCGGGCGCACCGGGUGGGCCGAGCCCGAGCGGCGGGCACGGGGCGGCGGCGCCGGCGGGAGGGCGACAUGCAGCGGGACGGCGGCCAGGCUGCGGUGCCCGUAGAAUUCCUUCUCCCACCUCCAAAUGGGACAGGCAGCCUACUACCCGGGAGCUCCAUGAUCCAGACCUGCUGCCGGGACCUGGUGUCUCUGCCCACGCGGCACACUGUGCUGGCCGAACCGGGGGACCCAAAGGAGCAGGACUCAGAGGAGCCAAAGAAAAGGAAAGGCGGCUGGCCUAAAGGCAAGAAAAGGAAGCCUCCGAGGGAUCUUCCUGUUCCCCGUGCUCCUAGGACAGGGUACGUGAUAUUCCUAAGUGAGCAGAGGAGCCCGCUGCGGGCCAGGCACCCAGAGCUGCCUUUCACGGAAAUCACGAAGAUGCUGGCUAUGCAGUGGGCUCAGCUGCCCCAAGAGGAAAAGCAAAGGUACGUUUGUGAGGCCGAUGAGGACAAGCAGCGCUACAUCCGAGAGCUGCAGGCCUACCAAAGCUCCAAGGCUUACCGAGCCUUCCUGCGGAGGCGGGCCGCACACAAGGUGCAGGCGCUGUGCGGAACAGGUACCCCAGGAUGUGAAUUUGAGAGCGAGGGCCUUGACUUCUCAGCAAUUGAUGGGGAUGAGAACGAUGACCUGUACUGUCGGACCUGCCGGCAGUUCUUCAGUUCCCUGCACAACAAGAAGGAGCACCUGCUGGGGAAGCAGCACCUGCAGAACCUCACAGGAGAAUUUGAAAAAGAUUCUGCCCAGUGCUUGAAGCGUCUGGAGCCUCUGGAGGGAGAGGAAGGUCAGAGUUUGAACAAAGGGGACUCAGAGGAGGAAGCUGAGUGCUGUGACCUGCUUCCACUCAGAGGCCUGAUUCGGGAGACGAGCUUUGCUUCACUUGACUUGUGUUUCUUGCAAGAGUGCAUCUUGAAACUUCUGAAAAUCAAAGAAUUUGAGCUCAGAGAGCUGAGGAAGACUCUAGAAAGAGCUCAAGCAGAGCAGGAGGCCCUGCAGAGGCAGCUGCUGGAGUUCCAGAACCGGCAGCAGAGGCUGGAGGUGGAGCUGGCCGGCCUGAAGACCUACGGGGUCAUCCUGGAGAAGGAGUUUGAGAACCUGAACAUGGUCCUGAUGCUGUCCCACUUUGGCCUGCGAGUAAUGGACAUGGCAUAAAGCAGUACCCACCCCUGCACCGACGGGACCCCAGGACGCAUUCUGGGCACGUGGAAGUCGGCUUCCAAAGAUGCAUUUCCCUCAGUGGAGGAAGAGUGGAAGAUUCUGGGACCCUGCAGAUGGGACAGCCAGGGUGGCUCUCCUGACCCAGGAAAAAAUAAAUCGU
Messenger RNA from Hippopotamus amphibius kiboko, 1380 nucleotides. Its product is annotated as SWI/SNF-related matrix-associated actin-dependent regulator of chromatin subfamily E member 1-related-like. NCBI's taxonomy places the organism in Eukaryota, Metazoa, Chordata, Mammalia, Artiodactyla, Hippopotamidae. The record is from RefSeq and is a predicted model, not a curated record. Gene Ontology annotation, cellular component: nucleus. Gene Ontology annotation, biological process: regulation of gene expression. The transcript has 11 exons. The coding region runs from base 93 to 1214 and encodes 373 amino acids.